Triticum aestivum (bread wheat) is the source of this 601-nucleotide messenger RNA. RefSeq lists its product as uncharacterized. NCBI's taxonomy places the organism in Eukaryota, Viridiplantae, Streptophyta, Magnoliopsida, Poales, Poaceae. The record is from RefSeq and is a predicted model, not a curated record. The transcript has 2 exons. The coding region runs from base 153 to 467 and encodes 104 amino acids.
GGCCGGUGGCCGCGGCUGCUUCCUUUCCCGUGGCAUUUAAAAGCGCGUCUCGCCCGCUCGUCCACCCCCACACCGUCAACUCUGCCCUGCCCCGCCUCCGACCCCAGGCCAAACGCGAGAGCUCCACCGACAACAACCCCAGCCUUCCCAAGAUGCAGCGGCAGCUCAACCUCUCGCCGGCGCCGAAGCAGCAGCAGCACGACGACGGCGACGGCGGCGACGCGGUGGAAGCGAUCCCCCUUUGGGUGCCCGAGCAGUCCGCGGAGGCCAAGGCCGACAAGGCGCCCGGCGGCCGCCCGGAGAGGUCCAUCCACCUCAUCCCACUGCUCACCUUCCUCUGCUUCCUCCUCCUCUUCCUCUGCUCCCACGCCCCCUCCUCCUCCGAUAUGUCGAGCUUCGGCGGUGGCGGUGGCGGCGCCGGCGCCGGCGGACGGAAGGCUGGCAACCGGAGGCUGAUGAUGCUAUAAGCUUCUCGUAUCAGCUAGUAUAUCACACCUUAAAUUUUUGCGGCUCCUUCCUUUGCCAGUUUCAAUCCAACAAAGCGAUGUAAUCGUAUACUGUACUUGUGGAACAUCAGUAAUGAAAUCUUGAAUUGUAUGCU